UGUUUGACUGUUUACUUUUCCAGUUGGCACAAAAGCCUGAGAAAAUCUUAGCAACGCUGUCAAUAUAUACACACAACUCCACAUACAAACACACACACGCAUACAUUUAUUCAUUCAUUCAUUUUCAUAAAUACAUGAUUCCACGAAUCAUUACACUCAUAUGAAUAUAUAGUCCUUCCCAGACUACAAUAUAUUAAAAAUAUUGUAGUUAGAUAACUAUCUUUGAUAGCAAAUAGUUACGCUUAGUCCUUAUCUCCAGUGACAUUCCUGGAAUUGUUAAUCAUAUCAUCAAAGUUUUAUUUCUUGUUAAAAUUUAAUUCGUUCUACGAGUAAUUAUCGUUAUCAAGAUCAAACUUCUACAUUCGUCCGUGUUCUUCAUUAUUGCUUUUGUUCAACUAACACUACAGAUCAAUGGAUAUUAGUUCAAAUAUCGAUGAAGUCACACACCUGCGCCGUCUCGUUGAAACAGAUGACCCGAGUUUUUUUGGUUUCAAGAAACUUCGUGUUCGUGGACGCGAUCUUCAUGAGUUGCCUGUUGCAAUUUUCUCUUUGGUUGAACUUGAAGUUCUGUCUCUUUCACCAGACAGAGAGGCAUCUCUUUACUACAAACUUUAUUUUCUACCUAAACAGAUUGGUCAGUUAAUAAACCUCAGAAUUCUGAUCUUGGAUACCAACGCACUCACGAACUUACCACCCGAGAUUAGCAAUUUAUCGCAUUUGGAGAUUUUAACUCUGAGUAAUAACUAUCUAACUUCUUUACCACCACAAUUCCACCGAUUGAAUGAGCUGCAGAGCUUACACUUGGCCAAUAACAGCUUUUCUGUGUUUCCACCCCAGAUCUGUAUUCUGAAGAAUCUUCAAUUUCUAGACUUGAGCGAUAACAAAAUUUCUGAACUUCCACAUUCUAUAGGUCAGCUACAUUCGCUCCAAACACUACUUUUAUUUCGUAACCGCCUUCAUGUCUUACCUGACACUUUGUGUGACCUGACAGAACUGCGUUGCCUCUGGCUCGGUGAAAACUGUCUCACAAACUUGCCGCGUUGUUUUGGGAAAUUAGAUAAACUCGACUGGAGCUUCAUAUAUACGUCAGCUGUUUUAGACGGCAACCCUAUGGAGCGGCCACCUGUGGACAUCUGCCGGCAAGGUAUUAAAUCAAUCAAGCAUUAUUUCGCACACAAUAAAAAAUAACGUAGAUUCGAUUUCAAUCGCAAUAUGGAUUUUUUAAAAGAUUUAAUCGUUUUAUUUAUCUCACAUUCAUAGACCGUUAAAACAGUUGAAUAUUUCAACAUUUGUGUUGUUGUUCUUUUUUUCUUCUUUUAAAUCAACGAAAAUGUAUCUGUGAAAGGACAAACCAAUAAUUGUUUAAC
Molecule: messenger RNA, 1367 nt
Organism: Octopus sinensis (East Asian common octopus)
Lineage: Eukaryota; Metazoa; Mollusca; Cephalopoda; Octopoda; Octopodidae
Product: leucine-rich repeat and IQ domain-containing protein 4-like
Exons: 1
Coding region: 412-1188 (258 amino acids)
Molecular function (GO): protein binding
Source: RefSeq, a predicted model, not a curated record